AUGCGUCACCUUUCUAAAAUUACAUCAUGUUACUGGGAUGAAGAACCAGAAAAUGUAAAAGAAUUUUACAAAAAGCUAUCUGAGAAAGCUAAAUCUUUGUAUAAGCUGAAAAAUCUGAUUCAAAUUUUAUUUGAUAAAUAUAUGAAUGAAGUUGAAAAGGUUUAUGUAUUACAGGUUGAUCUUCCGAUUGAAGAUAAUUCUGCCAGUGUUAUGAAUUUUUUCCUCGACAACAAUUAUAUCAAUUAUUCCCAAGCUAGUUUUCCUAAUAAUUAUACCCAAGACUUUGAGGUUUCCGUUGAGGAUAUAAUUUUUAUGCCACUGAAUUCAUAUCUUCCCAUAGAAGAAGAUUAUUACGUUUGUAACUUCUUCGAUCAAGAGUAUAGGAUGGAUUAUAUUUUUACUGAUUUCGUAUCGGUUGAAAAUAACCUAAAAAAAGUUUUAGCUUAUGGUACAGACUCAAAUUAUAUUAAUAAUGAAAUCGGAGAAGCUCUUCCCAUUGAAAAUAUGAAUAUGUACCUUUUUGAAGAUCAAUGA
Funneliformis mosseae is the source of this 534-nucleotide messenger RNA. NCBI's taxonomy places the organism in Eukaryota, Fungi, Glomeromycota, Glomeromycetes, Glomerales, Glomeraceae. The record is from the annotation of a GenBank genome assembly.